ACGCUGGUCAUCUUGUGAAAUUACUUGAAGUCCGCAGCACGCACUCCUUUGUAGUACACACUUGAAGGACCUGGUGCAUACCUCAAUCAGUCGCUGCCAUAAACCCACAGGUUACACUUGCGCAGAGGACUGAAUUCAUAAAUUCUGGGUCCCUCUUCCUGGGGGAAGUUUGAACGAAGCUUGAUUGUUUAGAAGGCAAAUAUAUGCCCUAUGAGAAAGAGUCUAGCAAUGACUAAGCAGUAAUCGGCAAAGCCUCGUCGGAAUCACACCUGACCUCAUCAAACAACGGCAGCUUGUGAGGAGUCAGCGUCCUGAGUAAACCUUCAAGUACCGGCAGGCUUCAUUACUGUUUGUCCAAUCAUGGGGAACGCCUCAAGCACCCGGAAGCGGGUGAAAGUAGACGAUCAGUACACCCGGCCUCAGGGGCUCUACCCCGACAGAGAGAGGGAUGUCGAUGCAAAGAAGCUGCGUCGCCUAAUUCUGGACGGUAAGCUGGCGCCUUGCUUUCCCGGCAGGGAGGAGCCACACCUGGACCUUGAGGAGUGCCCCAUCUGCUUCCUGCACUACCCCAGCCUCAACCGCUCACGCUGCUGCGGCAAGGGCAUAUGUACAGAGUGCUUCCUCCAGAUGAAGUCGCCGAUUGCGUCGCGACCGACACAGUGCCCAUUCUGCAAGACUCCCGGUUACGCUGUCGAGCACGGCGGGCCCAAGGACGCAGCACUGAAAGAACUGGAGAAGGCAGAAGAGCAGCACAUUAUCGAGGCUAAGAUCAGGAUGCAGCAGGAGGAGCAGGCAAAAGCGGAGGAGCGUGCCAGAAAGCGUGAGAAAGACCUUGCAGAAGGCCGCGUCCCUGACCCCCCUUCGCCGACUCUCUUCCCGGCAUCCCCCCCAACAUUCCCCGCGUUCCCACCCCCAGCUUCCACCCAAUCUCCCCAAAGUGUAAAUACGCCCCCACAGACCAGGAGCCAGUCGGCUCAACCGGGCCAUGGGAGUUCGGAGCGAAGUGGAAGCGGUGGGGGCCGCAGAAGGAGCUCGCUCAACCGGCGGGUUUCGGCAAUCGAACCGGACAACCUGUGGUUCAGGGCUGGCAGCGCUCAGGGGAGCGGUUCUAACAGUCGCCGUACGUCCGGAAGAGGGGCCGAGUCCGACCCGUCCGCGACCACUGCCGCCGACUUCCUGCAACAAUUGCUUGCGUCAGCUGCUGAAAGCCGGGCCAAUGUCGUCGUGACACCUGUCGAAGCCAGAGCGAACCGAGACGAGGCUGGGGAGGGCGGAGAGGGUCCCUCGCCCAUUCUCAGGGCCAUGGCGCGCCGUGGGAACGCGGAGACGGACGUAGAUCUGGAUGACGUCAUGCUCAACGAAGCAAUCUGGCUGUCGCUUCAGGAAGAGGAGGACCGCCAGCGCCGGACUUCUCAAGGCCCCUCAAACCCGGGUCCCGCUACAGGCGGCUCCCCGGACCAAGCCGCCGCAGCUGUGGCGGGAUCGGGGGCUCAGAGCCCCGUCUACGAAGAUCCGGACGAAGCGGCCGCAAGCGAGCUGGCGAAAGCGAUCGCGGCGUCCCUUGAAGAAAGCGCUGCCUGGGGCACACGGACUGGGGGUGUGGCUGAGGGAUCCCCCGAGUCGGUAGGCUCAGUUCCAAAUCCUAGAGAAGGGAGCGGGCUAACUGGUAACCGGCCGGAGGGUUUUGGUCGGGUUAGUGGAAGCGGAGAAGGGGCUGUCGGCGGGCGGGGGCUGGAUUGCUCGCUGCACAGAGAGGCGCUUGGGGUCGUUGUAAACACGGGCCGAGAGUUGUCCCCCGCUCUUGAUGCAGCUGCGGGCCAACGAGUGGAGUCGUCUGCAACUGGAGCGGCUGCGGGAGCUGACGGAGAGGAGAGUUCGCUGACGUCACAAACCCUGGCUCUCGAUUCCGUGACUGAUUUUCACAUGGCAAAUCGGAACGGUGCUGAGCAGCCUCGUGGGGUUGCGGCGUACCAUACUAACGCUGACGGGGCAGGGCAGAUUGAAGCCGGCAACACCGAAGGCUUACUAAGAAAGCGCGAAACCCGGAGCAGCGGCCGCGGGAGCGGUGCGGCGGGGUCCUCCGCAGGGCCUCUCGACUUCGAGACGAGUGCGGAGCCUUCGUCGGGGGUCACCAGUGCUGACGUCACGGGGUUAGGCUCCUUAACAAGCGAUGGUAACCGACGGGAUUUGGCUGAGAGCCGCGAGCGGCUGCCGAUGAUGGGGCAACUCCGGCCGGACUCGGUGUAUCGGUCAUUGGGAAAUGCGGAGUCGGACGGUGGCAAAAGCGAGGGGGGCCUUGUCUCGUCGGCGAUCGGUCCAGUGGAACCUCUGUCUCUGGCGCAGCUGAUGGCGAGGAAGUCGAGAGUGGAGCCUAGUUCGGGCGAGGGCAGCAACAGGGUGGCGGGCCAAGACGAGGGAGGGAGAGCUUCUGUUUGGAAGAGUGUGGCGACGAGCUUGGAGCCUACUAAGCUCGAGUUUGCUCUGGAAGGUGCGCCGUGGAGCGAGAUGGGGGCCUACAAUGAGCGGGCUGUGGAGCGUGAGAGCGGGUUCCACGAGUCUAGUCCAGAAUCCCGUGGAAGGGGUUUCAGGUCAAGCGAAGCCGAGGAAGGAGGGUCCGGAAUCUGGCUGUCCGAGAGUGAAACCAUGGCGGAGACGGAAGGGCGGUCGCAAGAGAGACAGGACGAAACGUCACGUGUCUGGGAUGCGGGGCAAAGACGAGAGCAAUUCACCCUGGAAAAUGCCCCUUGGGUGGGGCUGGAGAGUAGCGGCGGCUUUGCGUCCACCAACCCGUUUGUGGGCCUAGCGGAGUCUGACUCGCAGGAAAAGUCGAGAACGGCUGGGCGUCUGUCGGGGGAAGCCUGGGCCGAGCCGGCACGUCCAGCCGGGUCGCUCUUGGCUUCUCAGGUGGCACAUUCCAGCUCGAGUUUGUUGGCAAAACCUGAGGGAGUGCUCGGCGAUCUGUAUCCACCAUUGAGUGACGGCCUGCAGGGGACUGGGGAGCAAAAAGCUGGCGGGGAAGCCGGCUCGCAUAAGCGGAGGGCACGGUCUCUCAGCGGCUCUGGUAGCAGCGCUUUCGGUGAAGCGUGCUCCCCCGUCUAUUCACCAGUCAAGUACCCCCCUCCGCGCCCGCCUAAUUCGACACCAGGUAGUGACGAUGCACGUGAAGUGGCUGGAGUUCAUCGGCGGAGUCUGAGUUCGAAAGAGACGUCCACCAGUGUAGUCCACGAGCGCUUUGGAAAGGUCGAAGGUACUCGAUCCAGUGUAGGAGCUGACUCUAACCAGCACGUGGGAAGCGACGCUCUAUUUGAACAGCAGUUGGCUGCGGCAAUCGCAAUGUCCCUUGCACAGACGGAGGCAGAUGACGAGCGGCGAAAGGAACAUGAGGCUUUUGAGAGGGAGGCAUUCGCGGUUGCUCCCUGACCAGGCCCAAGCUGCUCCUCAAAAUUAGAUACAUACCACUGUGUUCAGAAGUGGCGAUAAAUUGCUUGUCCAGCCAAUGCUAAGCAUAUAAGUAAUACGACCGUUCUUGCAUCUGUCAGGUAUUACCUCGCAGAAGUGACAAUUGGCUUUGAAAGUGAUUAAAGAGCGAACUCCCAGUAUGAUGGAUCACUUGACUUUUAAAGCAGGUGCUCUGCCUCAGAAAUAAUGGACGCAGCAGCUGAAGUACUU
Klebsormidium nitens is the source of this 3669-nucleotide messenger RNA. The record is from the annotation of a GenBank genome assembly. Lineage: Eukaryota; Viridiplantae; Streptophyta; Klebsormidiophyceae; Klebsormidiales; Klebsormidiaceae.